Tachysurus fulvidraco (yellow catfish) is the source of this 3860-nucleotide messenger RNA. It is a transcript of the gene best1, whose product is annotated as bestrophin 1. Bases 627 to 2813 code for a protein of 728 amino acids. The transcript has 10 exons. The record is from RefSeq and is a predicted model, not a curated record. Gene Ontology annotation, molecular function: chloride channel activity. NCBI's taxonomy places the organism in Eukaryota, Metazoa, Chordata, Actinopteri, Siluriformes, Bagridae.
UUAACCCUCAAUUGCUCUCCUGUAUAAAUAAGAUGAAUGUAAGUUGCUCUGGAUUAGGGCAUCUGUUAAAUGCUGCAAAUGUUAUUAUGUCAUGGAUCUUGUACCGAUCAAUCUCCAUGUGAGGAAAAAAUAUAGCAAAAAAACUCCACCUUUAGACCUAAAGACCACCUUUAUAAAAAAUUCUAAAUAUCCAAGCUAUUGUAAAUAUGCAUAAUUAAUCAAGCCUAGUAGGGUGUUGCUAGCUGCUCUGAAAUUAAUAAAAUACAGUUACUGCAAUCUUCAUUUAUUUUAAAAUGAAUGUUAAUAGCUUCUGUGUUCAACAGCCUUGAAUGGAUCGUUAAUGAUUCAUACAGUAUGUAUGUGCAGGUUAUUUUGCACUGAAGGCUUAUUGAAGAUUACUAAACUAACGCUUCCUUCACAAUGUUCCUUUGUUGCUGAAAGAGAUUAAUGUGUCAAGUGACUUGAGUCGUAGGCUCAAGUCUCCUAACCUUUUUUUAGCCUCUCCAGCAUCUCUCACUUCAGUGCUGCUCAUGAAGCCUUUCACCCUUCGUUUCCUUACACACUGAUCCUGACAGCAUUAGUAGUGUUUGGUUAAAGAAGUUCUUCUCAGCAGCAGAGAGCAAGAGAUGACAGUGACAUACUCUCGCAGGGUUGCCGAUGCUCGUCUCGGGACCUUCUCUCACCUCUUACUGCGGUGGAAAGGAAGCAUUUACAAGCUGCUGUACCGAGAGCUGCUCAUCUUUAUUGUGCUUUACUACAUCAUCAGUGUCCUUUACAGAUUCAUCUUGGAUGAUGGGCAGAGGAGGAUGUUUGAGAAACUCGCCAUCUACUGUGAUCAGUAUGCACAACUCAUCCCUGUAUCAUUUGUUCUGGGUUUUUAUGUUACUCUGGUGGUAUCUCGCUGGUGGGGGCAGUUUGAGAGCACCCCAUGGCCAGAUCGAUUGGCGAUGUUGGUCGGGGGAUACGUUCGGGGGGCAGAUGAAGGUGCCAGGCUAAUCCGCAGGAGUCUGGUGCGUUAUGCCAACCUGUCUGGCAUCCUCAUCUACCGGUCUGUCAGCACUGCUGUCUAUAAGAGGUUUCCCACCAUGCAGCACCUGGUACAGGGAGGACUGAUGUCAGUAGAGGAACUGAAGCAGCUGGAAGAAUUGCCUUCUCCUCAUAAUAAAUUCUGGGUUCCUUGCGUGUGGUUUGUGAAUCUGGCACUGAGAGCACGGACAGAGGGACGCAUCAACAAUGACGUUGCACUCUCUGCCAUUCUAAACGAGUUAAAUACGUUGCGCUCACAGUGCAUGAAGCUGUACAGUUAUGACUGGAUCAGUCUGCCACUUGUUUACACUCAGGUGGUAACUGUAGCUGUAUACAGUUUCUUCUUGGCUUGUCUGAUUGGUCGCCAGUUUCUCGACCCUGCCCAAGGCUACCAGGGUCACGACCUGGACUUCUAUCUUCCUGUCUUCACACUGCUGCAGUUCUUCUUCUACGUUGGCUGGCUCAAGGUGGCAGAACAACUUAUCAAUCCCUUCGGGGAAGACGAUGAUGACUUUGAGACAAACUGGCUGGUGGAUCGCAACCUUCAGGUAUCUCUGUUGUCAGUUGAUGAAAUGUAUGAUCUGCUUCCGAUGAUAAAGAAGGAUAAAUACUGGAACGAAUCAGAGCCUCAGGCGCCGUAUACAGCUGCCAGUGCUGAACACCAAAAACCCUCGUACAUGGGCUCUGCUCUGGACAUCAGUGUUUCGAAAGAAGAUAUGGAAUUUCAGCAUAACCUGGAGCAGAUCAAGGAGCAUGAGGAAGCCAACCACUCCACUCCUCUUUUGGGCAAUCUGACUCGUUUGCUUGGCGUGCAGUCACCAAAUUUUCACCGCUCUCCAACCACAUCUACUUCCUCUAGGGUUUCUCUUCUCCGUCGCCGCCCACGUGCUCCUUUUAGCCGUUUCCCUCUCUAUCUGCAUCCGGAAGCCCCUGUGAUGCAGAACCAGAACCAAAAUCCGCCUGAAUAUGACAUGGCUGAGUAUGCUUUUUCCUCCAUGCCCCUGUACGAGAGACCUGGUUUCUAUAGUUGCCCUCAGACACCCAUCCACUGUGUGCCUCCAUCUGUUGUCAAUCGUCCUCGCGCACAACGAAGAGCACUGGGUGACCUGGUGCAAAGCACCAGCUCAGAUUCUUACUCUCUGCUAGGCUCACAUCUGUUGCCUCCUGAUACGCCAGGUCGCAUGCCCUGUGCCACAGGUUUCACUGGGAUAGCAGAGGAUGGCUCAGAAAACCCUUCUGCAUCCACUUUCUCCUUCCCUGAUCCUGCAGCAGAGACGUGCCCUCCAAGCAAAGUGUGGCCAAAUCAGGCAUUGCUAUCCCAUCGUCCACUGCCUUCUUGUCUUUCAAUGGACACUCCUCUUCCAACAGAAGGACAGCUGAGACCGUUGAGUGCACGUGCAGUCAGUGGAGGCGGAGAGAGAGUGUUCUCCUUCACUCCUCCCAUACGAAAUCCCAUUCAGAGCAGCAGGAGCUCAGGAUGCAUAAACGCAUCCAGCACAGCCAACAGUAACACCAACAAUACCAACAGCAGCAUGGGUAACCUGUGUAGUUUCAUGGGUCUUGCAUGUGGCUCUAGUAGCAACACAAGACUCGUCAACAGAGGCACUAUGGCAUUGAAUAACUCAACCAGUCCCAUCACUCCUACUACUGCAAACACAAUACAGCAAACAGCAAGUCAGCAUCAUACCCCCAAGGAUUCUGGGAUCUCAUUAUCUCAGGAGGAUUUACUGGGAGGUUUAGUGGUGCAGAAUGGAACUGCGAUACCCAGUAGGGUGCAGGAACAGUGAGUUCCUUGAAGAGUUCUUUCUUUAUGCUGCAUGUAAAUAUGGCUAUAUUAUACGUAUACAUCACAAAAUGGACAAACAAAGGAACAGUUACCGUGGUCACAAUGAGAUAAUGUGUGGCACGAUAAACAUAUGGAUUAGAAGUGGACUCAUGAUGAUAAGACUUGUGGUAAUGGAAGUUCACCUUGACUGGGGGCAGGAAAGUCAGUUGGCAACAGCUUCUGGGAUAUUUAGUAAGCAAUCACAAAAUAGCAAACGGAACAACAGCUGCUGUGGUUAAUAAAAAUCUGCUCUGGUUUAUAUUUAUGGCAUUUAGCAGACACCCUUAUCCAGAGUGACUUACAACUGAGAGUUAAGGGCCUUGCUCAUGGGCCCAGCAGUGGCAGCUUGGUGGACCUGGGGUUCAAACCCAUGACCUUCCGAUCAGUAGCCCAAUACCUUAACCACAGAGCUCUGGUUAAUAUGAGUGUGUUACUAUAUACAUAUACAAACAUGUUGCAUUUGUCUUCUGCAGUCCUGUUGUAUUUCAGAAUAAUCUUUUAUUUUUGUUUUAUUUACUAUAUCAUUUAUUUUAUUUACCUAUAUUUACUACAGGUUAAAAUAUGUUACUGAACAAUAUCUUAAAUUUACUGAAUUGUCAUUAAAGUGUGCUUAAAUUUACUGGAGUCAAAUAAAAAAAAAGAAAAAGAAAAGAAAAGACAAACUUGGUAUAUUUACUGAGGACAAACUCAAUACAAAAAUAUAAACAAAAGCCUGUUAUUAACUUUGCCACUAGUUUUCAUGUUCUCACAUAAGUGCUGGCUCUUUCUUUAAAAACUUAAACUCAAAACUGACAAUUAACCUCAUACAGACAUGCUCAAAUUAACAUUAACGAAAAAGAUAAAUAAAUGCUUUAUAAGUGCAGUGCAUUAUUAGUUCAUGUUGACUAAGGUAGUAAACUAACUAAUGAACCCUAUUGUAAAGUGUUACCCAAUUAUUUAGAUUAAAAUAUGUAGAUCACUUAGUGGGUAGCACGUUCGCCUCACACCUCCAGGGUCGGGGUUCGAUUCC